Messenger RNA from Xyrichtys novacula (pearly razorfish), 5615 nucleotides. Lineage: Eukaryota; Metazoa; Chordata; Actinopteri; Labriformes; Labridae. The record is from the annotation of a GenBank genome assembly.
GAGUGUGAAGGAGGGAGGCGCAGCUCACCGGAGCGCAGCACACACACAUACACACACAUAGAUGGUUCCUGUCGGUCACCAUGAGCCACCGGCACCGCGCGCUCAGCUGCCUCGCCCUCGCGCUCGUCCUGCUGCUGCUGCCCCGCGCACAAGUGGCGGCGGAGUACUCCACCUCCUCCAAAACCGACCUGGACUACGAGUUCGGGGACUACCGGGGGAAAUGGUGCAUCGACGACCACGGCUUCGUUUACGGCAUCGGGGAGAUUUAUUACCCGAGCCCCUCGUCCUGUCCGUGCACGUGCACCGUGGACGGUCCGGUGUGCGUCCGGCCCAAAUGUCCCCGCAUCCACCCCCGGUGCACGAGGAUCAGGUACAAGGCGUGCUGCCCGGUGUGCGAGGCCAUGGCCCGGGUCUGCGUCUACGCUGGAAAGACGUACCGACUCCUGGAGGAGUUCAGGGUGAGCUCCAAACUUCUCCUCCUCCUCCUCUUCAAAACUCAGAGAGCGCGCGUUAGGACAGGUUUACGCACAGCACCUGAUCAGGAGUUUAAAGCUGCAGGAGUUUACACCUGGACAGGUGAAGUGCAGGAUUACUGCUGCUGCUUAGGGCUCAAUGUUCCUGAAGUUUCUCAAAGGUCAUAAUAACGUGUUGAUGUCUUAAGAGUGGUUAUUAUUGAUGGAUAAACACAGGAGCUGUGUGCCAGAUCUGAGCAGGGAGUCAGAAAAGUCUGUGUGCAGAAAAAACAGAUUAACUUUCAUUGUUACUGCUGGGUAGGUUCAUAAGUAUAAGACAGACGUACCUCAAAAAACAUAGAAACAAAAAUCACAAAAGAAGCAGAAGUGUCAGAAAACCUGAGGAGAACAAUAACACUUUGAAAGAGCUGUUUAGUUUUCUUCUUACCAGCUCAAACCAGCUGCACAGGUGAGGUUACUCUCCUGUCCUCAGAGUCAGAUUAAUAACAGCUCAGUGUGGUCUACAUUACUGUUGCAUCACGGUGUCAGAUAUGGGCUCAGCGGGGACUGAACGGUGUCACUGAUGGUCAAAUUAAAGAAGUAGGAGUUACAUAAAACAGUCCACUAACACCAGAACUAGGUCAGCUCUGUGUGUGUGUGGGACAUUGAUUAGUGUAACAUGAUGUUCAGACUCACUUUGUGUGUGAAGUAGCCGUCAGACCGAGCCCACCAAUCAUCUGUCGUUGUUUCCUAACUCACUCAGACGAAUCCGGUUUGUGUUUGUGUGUUCGCAGCUGUCCAGGUGUGAGCGAUGUCGCUGCGGGGCGAACAGAGAGGUGUACUGCAGCAUCUCAGACUGCCCCGCCCCUCACUGCGUCAACCCCACCUACGAGGCCAACCACUGCUGUCCCAUCUGUAAGAACGGUGAGACCCUCUCAGACCUCUCUCCUUUAGAUGCUCCUUAAACUCAGACUGACGGUACCUCAGUGUCUGGUUCUGUCCAGGGUUUCUGCCUGACAUUGGAGGUUAAAAAAUACAACAAGAGUAAACUUUAAGGGACAUCUUUCGCUGUGAUUUGAGGCUGUAUGAAUACAUUUUUAUAAAAGAUCCCUUUUAUUGGAGAUUUUGAAGUUUUGGUUUCUGCGUUGGCUCAUUUUGACUCUAUUAAUCAAAUCCCUCCUGCUCAUAAUCCGCCCUAAUCCGUGUGAAUCAUCCGGCCCUUUCUGGAGCUCUUGGCAGCAUCAUAACCACAUGUGGGAUUAUUUUAACACACUCAUGUUUGUAGGCCGUGUUUUAUACCAACCGUGAACAUAUCCACACAGAAGCAGCAGCAGUUACGUCACCACACACACCCACUGUUAUGUCAUACAUGUUUCCACCGCCACAGGCGUUCAGACCCACACUGACACGGGUGGGAUCUGGGUGCGUGUCAAACAGGGGUAUUAAUAGCUCAUGUUGUACCUUAAAACGAUCAGAGGACUCAAGCGUGUGUUUACCUCUUGAACUUGAAGAUUUUCCUCUUGAACCGCUCUUCAGUCGCUCUCUAGUUGUAGUUCUUGUAUUCAUUCCUCCUCUGCCGGACAGACAGCGACACAGAUGGUUUAGUUUGUUGCGUCAUUGUUUAUUUUUUUUCCCCCCUCUGCUCAGCUGUCCCAUUUGGCAGCACAUGAGAUGUACUUCCCGUCCUCCUGCUGGCUGGCGGCGGUAAUUGUUUCUCAGGUAGCUGCCAAAUGAAAGGAACCCCCAUCUGUGAAUGACGGAUGCAGAUGAUAUUAAAAGCAGGCUGUUUACAUUUCUGCUCCUGCACGGAUUCAGAACAUCCACAGAUCUGCUUUUAUAUGACGAUUAGAAACUACCUGACACUCUCCAAACUCACAUUAACCAGGUUGUUUGUUUUAUUAUGAACAUGCACAACAAUUAACAAACCAAUGCAGUGACGUCCACCCCAGGGUUAAAGGGAUAUUCCUGCGUAAAAUUAAUUUAGGGUCAAAAACAUUGUAACACAGAGUUAGACACCCCCUUCAGAGAUGAAUGUUGCUGACUGCUUGCUUCUCUAGUUAAACCAACUUUAGUAACUUUAUCGUUUUAGUUUCAGGGGAGUAGGGGAGACCGGGUCUUGUUGUCACACUUUUUAAACUCUUAUAUUUUACUUGGAAUCAGUACAUCAUAUGUAAACAAAAUGUGAACCACAUGAAAAACCAAAAUCUAAGGUAUUUAUCUCGUAUUCAUGUCAUGUUUAUAUGUUGUGUCAGUGCAGAGUUAUAAUCAAUCAAAUGGAGAGUGUGAACGUGCGACAUGUUGGCCCACAAUCGGGUUUGUUGUCAGUGGACUUUACAGCUAAUAAAACAAGGACAAAUUUGCUACUAUUCUCAUUUUUUUUUACAUGAAAUGAACAUCAAAGUCAGACACAGAAAAUGUUUAUCAUUGAGUUCUAGAAAAAGUUGUUGAACAAAUGUGAAUAUAAAAUAUAAUGAAACAUGCUCUGGAGUUUGGAGAUCUGUCUGACUCUGUGUUUCAGCUGGGGUGAAUGUUUUACAGUACUGAGCCGAGGUAUGGUAGUUGAGAUUAAAGUCCUUUAUUGUACUUCAGAUUGAUUUAUGAGCGAGGGUCACCUGUCUGACUGCCCUCAGCAUCACAUCAGGACCAUGUUUUCUUGCUCUCUCCUCUCCUUUAAAUCACUCUUUUUCUCUGUAAAAAUAAUAUCAAGAUUUCUAUUUGACGACUGCUGAUAAACAGACUCUCUAUGUUCAUUUUAAUCCCUUUGAAACAUGCGAUAACUAACCGUAAAAUGACUGAGACAUGUUGCCCCAAACUACCAACUAAAUUAAUUAAAGCUUUAGCUUAAAAAUAGCUCAAAACAGAACAAUGACUGAUGCCUUAAUCUGUCCUCUAACAAGUCCACAUGUUUCACUGCGAGGAUUUAUAUCUGGAAGAAGAUUAUUUUAAAAUAAAUACGGUUAAUUUUUUUAUUUUGGGUUGUGCAAAAUGGUUAACUGGCGUUAUCUUAGCUCACAAUGUUUUGUUCUCUUCUCAAACAGGACACGACUUCUGGGCAUUUAGGGGUUGACACUCUCUAGUGGACUUAAGUGGAACUGCAGUUAUUUGUACUUCACUUUGGAGAGGUGUAUGCGCUGACUCUCCUCCGUCCUGUCUCUCCAGGUCCAAACUGUUUUGCAGGGAACAGGGUGAUCUCUGCGGGAGAGAGGGUGAACAUGGACGAGCGGACUGUUUGUUACUGCACCUACAGAGACGGGACGUGGCACACACACCCUCAGGCCACCUGCGAGCAGCGCCCACUGCCCAGCCCCACUCCCACUGUCAGCGCCGACCCCCCCGCAGAGGAGGGGGCCAGGGGGAGAGGGGGCAGAGCUUUCAACCCCAGACUGGAUGUGAUCCCAUGAAGUGGUGUAAUAGAUGUGCUAAUUAACUCCUUCCUUAUUUAUCAGUUUUAGGAGAGCUGAACUCGGCUCACAUUUAGCAUCACUCAACCUGCACAUUUGAGUUUACAGGAAGACAGCGAGGGGGUUUCAGGGUCCGAGAGUGAAGCCAGUUUAUUAGCAGCAAAGCAAAUUCAUACAAGACGAAUGCAAAGAUGCAAAACACCUACCGAGAAAAGUGUCAGACGAAUCCAAGUCUUAGGGCAAAUUUGUGAGAUCCUCCUCAGGACCCGCAGUUUCACCAAGAAACUGCAAAAUAAAAACAAAAAACAGGCAUUACGCAGAGAGAAUUCAGGCUUUUUACGAAUCUAGAUCAGGGUGUAAAUACAUCUGAUUUCUUGAGAUUUAAUCACAGGAAAAUGGAGAGUUCAGAGCUCCAGAGGAAAACAGAUUUUAGCUAACUUUAAAGCUCCUGUGAGGAGUUUUUAAUAUCCAUGAAAAAGAACAUUUUGGACCAUCAGAUUACAGGUUUUCUGCCUGAGGCUGGUGUUAGAGAGUCGGUGUCAGCCAAGCAGCUGAAGAAACAGCCCUGUUUUUACAUUAAAGCUCCUGUGAGGAGCUUUUGAACAUCCUCAGAAAAGACAGAAACUCAUUUUGAUGUCUGUUUAUGAUCUCGACAUUUGAACAUGACCGCCGCAAACACGCCUGACAAUUUUUAUACUGUAAUUUUUAGGGGGUGGGUGUCACUGUUAGGAUAUAUUCUGUGAGAAGACACCACUAUAAGCAAUGACUACUUUGUCCACACGGGGAGCCAAAAUUGACACAACUUAAAAGUUCCUCACAGGAGCUUUAAAUAUUUACAGUAAAUGAUAAAGUUGGAACAAUGAAACGUUUGAUAGGCGACGCUGUUCAGUCAUAUGAUGCACAAAGUACGAAGAGACUGCUUUGUCCACAGGGGGCGCCAAACGUUUAUCAAAGUGUUGUUUACAGCCAGUCUGUGUUCGUUCCCCACUUGACAAAUGUUGUUUUUUACGUCUCAGUUUACCUCUUACUAUAUAUGUAUAAGUCCACUAUCUACCUACAAACCCACAGAGCUGACACGCCCAGAAAACCUCCCAUCAUCCCCUGGGGUUGGGAUGUAUGGAUGAAGUCAGCGUGUGAGGUUAAGUAUCUGUUAUUUACAGUAGAUGACUCAGGGGGGAGCGAGUGCUGGGUGCAGGUGGCCGCCUGGUCUCUCCGCGUGGACCUGCUGGUUUCCGUCUGUAAGCGGAGGCAAGAGACGUCCAAGUAGACCACACACUCAUACACACACACACACACAAAUACACACACAGAGCGAAGGAAUAACAGUGUAAGCGGAAAAGGCGAUGAUUCAAAGGCAUCCUGGUCAAACAGAUGGUGUAUUUAUGUAAUGCUCACACGUCGGUAACCUGCCCCAUAUACUGCACGUCUGUCAUUUUUCAGGCACACAGAUCAGGGUUUUUGUGUAGCACCUUAUUCUUUUUUCCUUUUCUAAACAAGUGCUGUCUUCACCGUCUUCUCCUGCUUCAGACUGAAUCACACGGAAACACUUUUAACCACUGUUUUUCUUCAGUGUUACUCAGGUUCAUCACUUUCCUCAGUGUUUUCUUCUCAUGCUGAUUGUUGUGAAGUCUCCCCGUGUGAGGGAGCCUCUUCUGGGUCAAACUCGUGCCGUGUUGUGAAUCUCGUCAGGUUUUUGUGUACUGAUGUUGAUGUGAAAACCUGUAAGCUGCAGAUCGGGAAAUAAAGCUUCUACAGAGCCUCA